GUCAUCUACUUUUAUUUGUCAAUAAAGCUCAGGACGUCAAAUAUAGAAAAAAAAUCUGAACUACGCCUAUACAGAUAGGUUUCUGACAUUAAUAAUUAAAAAAGUCGAAUUCAUGAAUUACAAGUGACCUUUGUCUUUAUAAAUUUGGUGGGCUUGAAGCAGCUGUGUAUAAUCGGUCAUCUAUAAUUUUAGAUAUGUCGGAGCAAGUGUUAGACAAGGAGACUUGGCCGGCUGAAGCGGAAGCAGCCAUCAACGAUAUUAGAAAACAUGUCAAUUCAGCUCAAGUAUCCUCUAAAGUGAGGAGCACCAAUCAGAAGAUCUACAUUAAUCUCACGACGUUAGAAAAUUCGGAAUAUUGCGUCGAAAUGUCUGCCUCGGGAUUCCGGGUCGUCGGCAGAAAGUAUGACGACACCAGCCUUGCCACCAUAGAAAAUAUGAAUUACGAGACUCCCUACGCGUUACUAAACAACAUCAGUCAGAAGUACAGAGAAUCAUUCGGCGGGGAGCUCAUGAACAAACUGCUGCAUUUGGCUAAGAAAUCAGAAGGCUGAAUCCGAAAUCGACUAUUUCAAUUUUGGGUCUGUAGUACUUUAUUUAAAAACGUAGUGUGUUUUUUGCUUUACGGUUUAUAGAUAACGUUUAUAUGUUACAAGAUAUUGGUACUAAACUGCAUUUAUAAAUUUUAAGACGAACUCGACGUAUUUGUUUAGAUUACUUUUAAACCUUUAUUUAAGUUUUUAUAUUAUGUCAUAUUUAAACACAUGACUUACAUACAUGACGGACAAAAUUAUAUUGUUAGUUAUAUAAAAAUAAAUCAUAUUUGAUGCUCAUAUAUAACCAAAUCAUUUCAAGAUCUGGAUCUUUUAAGCGUUUAUUGUAUAGUUUAAAUGAAUGUUGCCAUACUUUAUUUUGUAUAUGUAACAGAGUAUAAUUUUCACUAUUUAAGUCAAGUGCACAUAAAAAUAACUAUAACGGUGUUAUCUUUAUUUAAGUAAUUAUUUAUUGGAUGUAAUAUCGGAGCUUAUUUGAAUAUGUAUUAAAAAGAGCAGACUGAGUACAAAUAUUUGUGAACUUUAGAAAAAUAUACAAUUGUAGCACGGUGUUGCAAAAUGCAAAAAUAUAUGAUUAUAUAUUAAUUUGUUUUUUAAUAAAUUCCAAUUUGCAUCCGUA
Nymphalis io (European peacock) is the source of this 1170-nucleotide messenger RNA. Its product is annotated as GSK3B-interacting protein-like. Lineage: Eukaryota; Metazoa; Arthropoda; Insecta; Lepidoptera; Nymphalidae. The transcript has 2 exons. Gene Ontology annotation, biological process: regulation of canonical Wnt signaling pathway. The record is from RefSeq and is a predicted model, not a curated record. Gene Ontology annotation, cellular component: cytoplasm. Gene Ontology annotation, molecular function: protein kinase A binding; kinase regulator activity. Bases 195 to 551 code for a protein of 118 amino acids.